Molecule: messenger RNA, 734 nt
Organism: Pelodiscus sinensis (Chinese soft-shelled turtle)
Lineage: Eukaryota; Metazoa; Chordata; Testudines; Trionychidae
Source: RefSeq, a predicted model, not a curated record
UUUGGUGGCUGUUCCCAUUGGUUUAGUCCAAUGGUUCCUUUUUGCUCUGCCCCAGCUUCUGAGCACAUGCACCUGGGGGAAACACCCUCACACUAGUCUGUGUGGCAAGGGGGAGGGAAGGCAUGCAGGCUGUUCUUCCUCCUGACCGAUUAUGGGCCUGGUGCCCAGGAGUAUACCAUGAUGAGCAGGGCCAUGUGUGGGUGGCUGUGCUCAGGAAAGAUCCAAAGACAGGCAUCCUGUGGGCCAGGGUACGGGCCGAACAGGUCCCUCUGGGGGAUUCCUGGACCCGUAGUCAGUUCCCACUCUCACCUCUCCCCCAUCUGUGGCAGUGGUGCCCACGUGGACUUUACCGUGCAGCUGGGGGGACAGGAGAAGAUGAAUGGUGGCUGAAGAGCCAUCAGGUGGUAUCUGGUGUUCCAGAGAUACUCCUCUGCCAACUACCCAGAUGAGGCCACAGCAAAGUAAAUACCUGAGACUGGCAGGACUUCUCAGGAGCAGGCCUGCUGUGAGGGUUUUAAAUACAUAUACUUUUUUCUUUCUUUAAAUAGGGCAAUAUGAACAAGGAAAAAGGGAAGAUUUUUCUUUUAUGUUCGGCAAUGCAGUAUUAAUUUAAAUCUGUCAUGUUAUAAAAUGUUUGACAAAUGUAAGGGGGCCUUUCUAAAAAUGGUGAUGAGGCAGUUUAUAUCACCGAUCACAAAAUGAAAGCCAUUUCUUUUAGAGUAAAAAAAAUUUGU